AUGUCUUCCCGGCCCCUAUCUCCAGAGCAUUGCGAUGAGCGGUUUUCUGGCUACCUGCUCUCACUUGCUGCUAGUUCCACUGAAAAGCAGUUGAAGGAACAGGCUCUUGCGGCUUUCCCUAAUGAGCAGGUUUACCAACCUGUAGCACAUUUUGCUAUCGACAAAGAAGACGCUGAUUCGGAAGGUGAAGAUUCUGCGUUUUUCGAUACUAGCAACGAGCUUAGUCUCAGGCGCCAGUCGUCUGCGGAUCUAUCAUGGGAACUUGAAUGUAUGCGCCAACAUAAAGAAGAGGCCGAGAUGAGAGACAGAGCAAUGAUCGGCCGUCAGAAACCAGCGUACACACCCGCAGAGGCUAUGAAAGGGCAGGCCUUUGGCCGCUUACAGUCAUUCCCCCCAACGAAUACGCUUGAGGCAUGGCAGAGAGACCCGAAUAUAACAUUAAUGCGACACGGCGCCAGUCCGCCCAUGCUUGGCGAUGAUUUGGUUUUCCCUCAAAGUUUGUCUCCCAGGUCGACCCUUUGUGAUGCCGAGCAUGGACACGCAAGCACGUAUCAGCAAGGGACCCAGGAGGAAACAUGUGAGCAUUGCGGUCUUUGGUGCGCGAGUGCUCACGUACACAAUGAUUGUGGUGGAGGCGGCUUGUGGAAGGGAACAUGUCUCAAGGCGGGCGAACUCGGGUAUCAUCCCAGAGAGUCGGUUUUGUCUGGUAUCAUUACGCCAAUACCACCUGUUGACGAUGUGAUUGUGGAUCUUGAUAUCCCGUUGACAACGCCAACAAUACAGAAUGGCAAGCGUCCGUCCACUUGUACUUUGGAAGAUGGCCUCUGUAAGGAAGGCGACAACACGGACUUUCUUACCAAAGGAGAGAUUAACGAAGAGUUUAAUGAUACAUUUGUCACUCAAAUCUACAACUACCUCUCUCUCGGUUAUCCUUCAGUGGCACGUUAUUAUGACCAUGAGCUUAGCAAGAUUUCGGGCAUCUCUAUAGACGCGCUCCGGCGAGAUGAUUUGAGUUCAGUGGCUCAAGGUCAUGUCGGGAUUGGGGAGCGUAUCUUUCUGGAUAAAGAAACCCCUGGUGGUAGAUGCGUACGUUGGGUGGCAUUGCAACUGUAUAUACAUGAGUGGGCUAGACAGCAACCCAGGAUGGUUAAUGCUGAUUCUAGCCUUGAAACCUGGGGAGUGAGAGAAAGAAGAGGAAGCUGGGCCAUUUAAGAGUCUAUAAUGAAUCAAGAUCUUCUCUUUCUUUGGUAGUUUGUUACAAUUAUUACUGAAAUAUAAAACUAUAAAUGGGC
This is a messenger RNA of Penicilliopsis zonata CBS 506.65, 1292 nucleotides long. RefSeq lists its product as hypothetical. NCBI's taxonomy places the organism in Eukaryota, Fungi, Ascomycota, Eurotiomycetes, Eurotiales, Aspergillaceae. The coding region runs from base 1 to 1212 and encodes 403 amino acids. The transcript has 2 exons. The record is from RefSeq and is a predicted model, not a curated record.